UUUCAGUUUCAACUCUCUGCUUCCCUUUUAAUAUCUCACUCCCAUGAUCUCCUUUAUAUCUUUAGGCAGACACCGCAAAGCAACGCUCUCAACAACAAACAACAAAACAAACUGAAACCCAACUCACUCCACGCCAACUCUCAAAUAUUCCUACAUUCAAUCUGCUCUUGCGAUCCGCUGAGACUGAAAUUCAUGGCCGCCACCUCCCAAUUCACCCUUGCUUUGAAUCCACCACACUCCUUUUCGCACUCCUAUUCCUUUCCUUCUCUUAUUGGUCUCAGUAGCAGGUAUCGCCAAUCCAAGUUUCUGCUCCUUUCCACCUCUUCCUGGCGAUCGCCGAAGCGGACAUUUCUCGUAAGGAAUGUGUCCAGUGAGCCCAAGCUCAAGGAUCCGGUUGCUGAUGAAGAAUCUCCAACGGCUGCAACUGCUUUUGCGCCCGACGCCUCAUCUAUUGCCUCAAGUAUUAAGUACCAUGCAGAGUUUACUCCUUUAUUUUCUCCCGAUCGGUUUGAUCUUCCUAAGGCCUUCUUUGCUACUGCACAAAGUGUUCGAGAUGCUCUUAUCAUUAAUUGGAAUGAGACAUUUGAACUUUACGAAAGGUUGAAUGUCAAGCAGGCAUAUUAUUUAUCCAUGGAAUUUCUGCAGGGUAGGGCACUGUUGAAUGCAAUUGGCAAUUUGGAGCUCACUGGUCCAUAUGCAGAGGCAUUGAGCAAGCUUGGAUAUGAAUUAGAAAAUGUUGCUUCCCAGGAACCAGAUGCUGCUCUUGGAAAUGGGGGCCUUGGGCGGCUCGCCUCCUGCUUUUUGGAUUCCUUGGCAACUCUAAAUUACCCAGCAUGGGGUUAUGGACUAAGGUACAAGUAUGGCUUAUUCAAACAGAAAAUCACUAAAGAUGGUCAGGAGGAGGUUGCUGAAAAUUGGCUCGAGAUUGGUAACCCUUGGGAAAUUGUGAGAAAUGAUAUUAAAUAUCAUAUAAAGUUCUAUGGAAAAGUUGUUAUUGGAUCAGAUGGGAAAAAGAACUGGACUGGUGGAGAGGAUAUAGAGGCUGUAGCACAUGACGUUCCAAUUCCAGGAUAUAAAACAAAAAAUACAAUCAACCUGCGACUUUGGUCCACUAAAGCUCCAACCGAAGAUUUUGAUUUAGCUGCUUUCAAUGCCGGAGAGCACAGUAGAGCAUCAGAGGCUCUUGCAAGUGCUGAAAAGAUUUGCCAUGUGCUAUACCCUGGUGAUGAUUCAAUUGAAGGAAAGAUUCUUCGACUGAAGCAACAGUAUACUUUAUGUUCAGCAUCUCUCCAGGAUAUAGUUGAACGCUUCGUGAGAAGAUCUGGUGCAAACAUAAAAUGGGAAGAAUUUCCUGAGAAAGUUGCUGUGCAGAUGAAUGACACUCACCCAACUCUAUGCAUUCCAGAGCUCAUGAGAAUCUUAUUGGAUUUGAAGGGUUUAAGCUGGGAGGAAGCCUGGAAUGUUACUCAAAGAACUGUGGCUUACACAAAUCAUACUGUUCUACCUGAGGCAUUGGAGAAAUGGAAUUUUGAACUCAUGCAGAGAUUGCUUCCCCGACAUGUUGAGAUCAUAGAACUGAUUGAUGAAGAGCUUAUUCGAACUAUUAUUUCAGAAUAUGGUACGGCAGAUCUUAAGCUGUUACGUGAAAAGCUGAAGGAGUUGAGAAUUUUAGAAAAUGUUGAUUUGCCAGCUGCCUAUUCCGAUUUAUUUAUUGAACCUGAAGAAAGUUCAACCAUUGCAUCGACUGAAGUACUUAAAAGGUCCAAAGAAGCUGAUUCUGUUGAUAAAGAUGAAUUUGUUGAGGUAGAUGAUGAGCUGGAAAGCAAAGGCAUUCAGGAUAAAAAAGUGGAACCUACUCCACCACCACCACCGCCAAAGAUGGUUCGAAUGGCUAAUCUAUCUGUUGUAGGUGGUCAUGCAGUUAACGGGGUUGCAGAGAUACACAGUGAAAUAGUAAAGGACGAAGUGUUUAAUGCAUUUUAUAAGUUAUGGCCAGGAAAGUUUCAAAACAAAACCAAUGGAGUGACACCUAGAAGAUGGAUUCUUUUCUGCAAUCCUGAUUUGAGCAAACUUAUAACAAACUGGAUUGGCUCAGAGGACUGGGUCCUUAAUACUGAAAAGCUGGGUGGAUUGAAAAAGUUUGCGGAUGAUGAGGACCUUCAAAAUCAGUGGAGGAUAGCAAAAAGGAACAAUAAGUUGAAAGCUGUGUCGUUUCUAAAAGAAAAAACUGGGUAUACUGUCAGUCCCGAUGCGAUGUUUGAUAUCCAGGUGAAGCGCAUUCAUGAAUACAAGAGACAGCUAUUGAAUAUAUUAGGAAUUGUUUACCGCUACAAGAAGAUGAAAGAAAUGAGCGCAAAAGAAAGGAAAGAAACAUAUGUUCCACGAGUUUGUAUCUUUGGUGGGAAAGCGUUUGCCACUUAUGUGCAAGCCAAGAGGAUCGUGAAGUUUAUUACAGAUGUGGGGGCUACAGUAAAUCAUGAUCCUGAAAUUGGUGACUUAUUGAAGGUAAUUUUUGUUCCUGAUUACAAUGUCAGUGUUGCCGAACUACUUAUCCCUGCAAGCGAGUUGUCACAGCAUAUCAGUACCGCUGGAAUGGAAGCCAGUGGAACAAGUAAUAUGAAGUUUGCAAUGAAUGGGUGCAUCCUGAUUGGGACUUUGGAUGGAGCGAAUGUUGAAAUAAGGCAAGAAGUGGGAGCUGACAACUUUUUCCUGUUUGGUGCUGAAGCCCACGAGAUUGCUGGGCUUAGGAAAGAAAGAGCCGAGGGAAAGUUUAUUCCGGACCCACGCUUUGAAGAAGUGAAAGAAUAUGUUCGAAGUGGUGUUUUUGGGUCUUGUGAUUACGAAGAACUGAUAGCAUCGUUGGAGGGAAAUGAAGGUUUUGGUCGUGCAGAUUAUUUCCUUGUGGGAAAGGACUUCCCCAGUUAUAUUGAAUGUCAAGAGAAGGUCGACGAGGCCUACCGGGAUCAAAAGAAAUGGACGAGGAUGUCAAUACUGAACACGGCGGGAUCAUACAAGUUCAGCAGUGACAGAACCAUUCACGAAUAUGCCAAAGAUAUAUGGAGCAUUAAGCCUGUUGAGUUACCAUAAGCAAAUGACAUGUGUUUAUUCUCAAAUAAAAAAUCCCAGAAUUCAAAUUCGGGUUUUGAAGAACGAGCGUUUGGGUAGUGUUGUAGAGAAUGUUUUAAGUGGUCAGGAAUAAUAUGUAGUUGUCAGGAUGCAUUGCAGUUUAGUCCUAUCCAUUUCAGAUGCAUUUAAGUGAACCUUGUAAUCAGGAUUUUCUCAGUUUAUCAAAAGACCCUGAGAUUGUUACCGUUUAAUAAAAUCUGUUUUGUUGAUGUUUUCACUUUUUA
Cucumis sativus (cucumber) is the source of this 3350-nucleotide messenger RNA. Its product is annotated as alpha-1,4 glucan phosphorylase L isozyme, chloroplastic/amyloplastic. NCBI's taxonomy places the organism in Eukaryota, Viridiplantae, Streptophyta, Magnoliopsida, Cucurbitales, Cucurbitaceae. The record is from RefSeq and is a predicted model, not a curated record. The transcript is spliced from 15 exons. The coding region runs from base 193 to 3087 and encodes 964 amino acids. Gene Ontology annotation, biological process: glycogen catabolic process. Gene Ontology annotation, molecular function: pyridoxal phosphate binding; glycogen phosphorylase activity. Gene Ontology annotation, cellular component: cytoplasm.